AUGACUCAGAUGGGACAUUCCAAGGCCGCAGCAGCCGCGUGGGUUGUCGUCGCCAUCCUCCUCGGUACUUCUCAGCCUUCCACUCUCCCUUCCAACCUUUCUCGUGUACGCCCGCAGGCGUUUACGCCUCCUCCGCAUGAUUCUGCUCGUGUGGAGUUCAGGGCAUGCACGAUCCAGUCCUCAGCGUCUCAGCGCCACGGAAUGCGUCACCGAUGCUCGUGUGGAGGAGUAAACAGGAUCCGCGAUUCAGUCCCCACGUCACGCUCAUUCCCGAUGGGAGCAAAUGCCGCUGCUGCCUCCGACGUGGUUCCUGCGGAGGUGCGAGUGGGAACGGUGGUGCUCGCCGGCUCGCUCGCUCAACCCGAGCCUGUCUACUUCGACCAAAACCGUUGCGUGACCGCGCCUGAAAUCGCGGGUGGAAAGGCGGAUGUGCUGGUGUGGUGGGACGUGUUUUCGGAGCGCACUAUUACGUUCAAGAUGGGCGCAUCAGUGAAGUCCAUCCGCUGCGUUCUCGACAACAUCUGUCGGAAGGCCAAGUGUCCGAAGAACUCCACGUGCAUCAAGACAAAGGACAGCCAGGAGCCUGCCUCUCACUUAGCCUCUGGAGUGCCACUGGUGUGCUGGGAUCCGCUGCAGAACCCUUUGAGUGCCCCUGAAGCCCUUUGA
Molecule: messenger RNA, 666 nt
Organism: Closterium sp. NIES-65
Lineage: Eukaryota; Viridiplantae; Streptophyta; Zygnematophyceae; Desmidiales; Closteriaceae
Source: the annotation of a GenBank genome assembly